AUGUCAAAACUUUUUGCUGACAAAUUAAACAAAUUUAUUGAAAAACUAUCCAAUCUUUAUUUUUCUGAUAUUAAUGGUGGAAAAAAACGAUCACUAGGAAUUAUUAAUAAUAUUCCUCUUCAAUUAUCUGAUACUAUCAUUCCUAUUGAUGUGGAAGUAAAUGAUGCUCAAAGUUAUGCUAUAAUUGCUGGAGUCAAUUGGCUUAACAAAGUGCAAGGUAUUAUUGAUUUAAAAAGAGGACAAUUUAGAUUUACUUGGGAUAACAAAUCUUAUAUUUUACCUAUUACAUGUUGGGAAAAGCCACAAAAUAACAAUAGUGAGCCUAUCCCUUUAAAAAACUCUUCUGAGUCUAAUGACUUAAAUAAUCAAACUUCAUCUGCUGAAACUAAUUCUAGUGAAAUUAGUGAGGAUGAAUAUGAAUCAUCUGAUGAUGAAUAUAAGGAAUCUAAAGAAUUUUUAGAUCUCGAGGAAACAAAUCUUUCUCCUAUAAAUAAUUUACAACUACAGCAAUUUUUAACCGAAAAUGACCAUAUGUUUUCUAAAGGAAUGAAUAAUCUAGGCAAAACAACCAUUGACCAACAUCAAAUUAUAACUGAAAAUGUCCCACCUAUUUAUCAAAGGGCCUACCAUAUAUCUCCAGCUGAACAUGAAUUUAUCCAACAGGAACUCUCUUUGAUGCUUGAAAAUAAACUUAUAUCUCCAUCGAAAAGUCUAUGGGCCUCUCCUGUUGUUUUGGUAAAAAAGAAAAAUGGUAAACUUAGGCUCU
Racocetra fulgida is the source of this 766-nucleotide messenger RNA. The record is from the annotation of a GenBank genome assembly. Lineage: Eukaryota; Fungi; Glomeromycota; Glomeromycetes; Diversisporales; Gigasporaceae.